Molecule: messenger RNA, 2283 nt
Organism: Pieris brassicae (large cabbage white)
Lineage: Eukaryota; Metazoa; Arthropoda; Insecta; Lepidoptera; Pieridae
Gene: CARPA
Product: carbonic anhydrase-related protein 10
Exons: 12
Coding region: 147-1160 (337 amino acids)
Molecular function (GO): zinc ion binding; carbonate dehydratase activity
Source: RefSeq, a predicted model, not a curated record
CUUUAGUUGCGAAUUUUCACGUAAUCGCGAAAAACUUUUGUCGUGUAUACGUUUUAGUGCUUUCUUAGAAAAACUAAAAUAGUAGCCCACUUUAAAGUUUUAUUUAGGUCACCAAUGCGGUUUGAAGCGUGACCUUCAGCUUCACUAUGAGCCAAUGGUUGCUCAUCCUCACUAUUAUAUUCAUCAAUGUCAAAGAUAUAUCAGGCAGCUGGGAGGAAUGGUGGACCUAUGAUGGCAUAUCAGGUCCUGGUUUCUGGGGACUUAUCAAUCCCCAAUGGAGUAUGUGCAACAAGGGAAGACGACAGAGCCCAAUUAAUAUAGAACCAGACAAGUUGUUGUUUGAUCCCUGGCUUCGAGACGUGCAGUUUGACAAGCAUAAGGUCAGUGGCAUGCUCCAAAACACGGGACAGUCUCUGGUAUUUCGCGUAGAGAAGGACUCAAAACACCAAGUAAACAUCAGUGGAGGUCCGCUGUCAUAUCGAUACCAGUUCGAGGAAAUCUACUUCCACUAUGGCUUGGAGGACAAUAGAGGGUCCGAACAUCAGAUAGACCAUCAUACAUUUCCAGGAGAGAUUCAACUAUAUGGUUUCAAUAAGGAACUAUACCAUAACAUGUCCGAAGCACAACAUAAAUCGCAAGGAGUUGUUGGAAUUUCUCUAAUGGUUCAGAUUGGAGAACCGACUAACAAGGAACUAAGAAUAAUAACAAGCGCCUUCAAUAAAGUAAUGUUCAGAGGUAGUUCAUACCCAAUCAGGAACCUGCCACUUAGCACUCUAUUGCCCAACACUCAGCAGUACCUCACAUAUGAGGGGUCAACCACUCACCCCGGAUGCUGGGAAACCGCUGUGUGGAUUAUAUUUAAUAAACCUAUUUAUAUAUCAAAGCAGGAGAUGUACGCAAUUCGUCGUCUGAUGCAAGGAUCGCAGCUAACACCCAAGGCGCCACUCGGCAACAAUGCCCGCCCAGUGCAGCCAUUACACCAUCGUACUGUCAGAACUAAUAUUAACUUCAACAAACAGGGUCUUCCGGCAUCAAAUAACUGCCCGGAUAUGUACCGCAAUAUGCAUUAUACAGCACGUUAUUCCCGCAAGGCACGAACCAAAAAGAGUGUUGCAUGCAAAAGAAAGAUGUUUUCAAAGAAAACAUGUCACAAAAAAUAGCUACUCAAUGGCCUCGCGAGCACAGCAUGCGAUACCGCAGCACAGAAGAUUUAGCAAUGCUGUCAAUGAUUAAUUAGAAUUACAUAAUCAUAAAAUAUUGUAUCAACAAUAGUGACUCAAACAAUAAAUUAUUUUAAUUUUGCAUUUAACCUACCUUGUAUUAUUCGAACCAAAUGUAGUGAUUAUAAAAUUAGUGUUUAAAUGUUAAUCGUAUAAAUGUUUAAGCACAAAUUAUUUAAUUCAUAUAAAUUAAAUCAGCAGGACAAUGAUUUAAAGUACUGUCUGUAUAUUGGUUUAUCGUGAGUUUUAAUAUUUGUUUGUCUGCGUCAAAUGUAAAGAACACUCAGUGGUCAGCCAAACAUAUCAUCUUUAGGUGCAUUGUACACUAAAUAAAGUUUUAUUUUACUAAACUUGACAACAUCAGCAGUCCAUAAUAAUAUAAUAUAUUACAAUCAAAUAUACUAUAUAUAAUAUGUACUAACAAUUUUCUUCAUAGUAAUACUAAAAAUUAUUAAAACGAAAAUUAAAACAAAAAUUUAAAAAGUUUUGCAUUGACCUUUGACGCUGGCACUGUACAUAUUCUUCAUACAAAGUUUUGAGCCGGGCAUAUUUUGCGAUAGUGUUUUGUUACGGUAGACCCUGGCCCUUACUAAAGAGAAUUACUGUUACCAUGAAAACCAUUGAAAUAUGGAAAUAUCAACAAACACGUUAAUAUUUAAUCAUGCUUUAAUCAAAGUACACUGAUUUACUUUCUAUAAUAUCUUUUAAGUCUAAUGUAUAUUGAUGUAAAUAUUUAUGGAAAUGACGUCAUAAUUCGUCCAUAUUAUAAUUAAAGCUUUAAAAGUUCUUAAAACUGUACCAAAUUUCUUCGUCGUUAUAUCUAAUAGUCCAUAGCGACAGUAAUGCUAUCCGGUAAAUAUAGUACCAUUUGGAAAUUAGAAGUCUGUAAUCUGUCAAUUUUAAUAUUUAGUAAAAUAAAGCUUUCAACGUUUCGUAUAAAAAGUUAACUUCCUAACUUCUGAAUGGUCUACUUGCCAACAAUAUGUUGUACAGUAUGUAACAGUUAUUGUAGUGAUCAAUUUUCUGUGUAUGCGUCUUGUAAAUUAAACUGGCUAAAACCUAA